CAUGGCAGCUCAGUAAAGUGCAGCUAAGUGUGACGGAGACUGUGAAAACGAAUUCUACCCGCGAUGCAUUCGAAUUUUAUGUGGAUAGUAGCCUUAAUGGCCAUAGGAGUUUGUUUGGCCCUGCCCGCUGGUGAGGACGCCCAGGCGGAGACCAUCAAACUGGAGAGCGAGAAUACUGGAGACAAGUAUUCAUUUGCCUAUGAGACGAGCAAUGGAAUCUCGCGCACCGAGACCGGAGAGGUAAAGCCAGGUGCAGGUGAGGAGGAUGGCUCUCUUUCUGUCCAGGGCUCGACCAGCUGGUCAGCUCCAGAUGGCAAGAAGUACGAGAUCAGCUUCACGGCCGACGAGACCGGCUACCACCCUAAGUUCAGGCUGGUGGCCUAGGAGAUGUCUGAAAUUCAAAUUGAGCUAAAUAUUCCCAAUCUAAUGUAAAAGUUUUAAAGAUCGAAGAAUAAACUAGACACAACACAAAAAUCUGAAGGAA
Drosophila biarmipes is the source of this 484-nucleotide messenger RNA. RefSeq names its product endocuticle structural glycoprotein ABD-5 (gene Cpr65Au). The transcript is spliced from 2 exons. Bases 64 to 384 code for a protein of 106 amino acids. Lineage: Eukaryota; Metazoa; Arthropoda; Insecta; Diptera; Drosophilidae. Gene Ontology annotation, molecular function: structural constituent of chitin-based larval cuticle. The record is from RefSeq and is a predicted model, not a curated record. Gene Ontology annotation, cellular component: chitin-based extracellular matrix.